AUGCUUGUUCUGGUUGCGCUCUCCCUCUUCCAACUACUUGUCACCGGAACCAACGUGGUUGAAGACACCAAAACCCCAGCGGCUUCCGACCAGUUAACCUACCGGUUCAGCGGCGAUGAUUUUGGUCUAGGGACCAAUGACAGCGUCUCAGCGGACGCAGACACUUUCGCGCCGUGGUCAUACAAGCCUGCGUGUACGGCAAAGAUCAGUGAAAUCGACAGCGAACUGUGCGUCUACACCGACCGGUUCUUCAGCGAUGGCCGGGGUAUCUCGAUCUUCACUACUCCAGAAGUUGCCAAAGAAUUUGUUUCCCUCCUAGCCUCUUUGAAGAGCUCGGUACAACCGGAUGGCGACGCAUCGGGGGUCAACCAUUUCACAGGUGCGUGGUACACACACCCGGUCCCUGGCAAGGGAAUCGGUAUGCUGGCCAAACGUGACCUGAUCCGUGGCGACAUGAUCACGGCCUACACUCCUGUGUUGCUCGCGUCCAAGGAAGACCUCCUCCCCAAAGACCAGCGAGAGAAAUUUCUCCGGCUGGCAAUUUUCCAGUUACCCACCCCAUCGCGCGAAGCGUAUUGGAAUUUAGCCACGCUCUCCGACGACGAGAAGGACAGCCACCGCGCACAGGAUAUUGCCGGAGCAAACGCCUUUGAGAUCCGACUCGACGGGAAGCAAGGAAGUAAUCCCGAAGCAUCGGCUGCGGACAUGCCUGGGUCAGGGACAGCCCAUCUGGCCGUCAUCCCCGAGGCAUCGCGCAUGAACCACGACUGUGCGCCCAACGCUGUCUUCUACAUCAACGCGUCGACUCUCGCCCACGUCGUGCGUGCCACGCGUCCGAUCCGCAAGGGCGAGGAGAUCACCAUCGCCUACACCAACCCGCUGGCCCCGCGGGCUGUGCGGCAGAAAUACCUCUCGGACGCGUUCCAUUUUACAUGUACAUGCUCGCGCUGCGUCCGCGAUGGCAGGACCGACACCCACACAAACGCAGGUUCAGAUACUGAUGUCGACGCGGCCUUGUCUGAGAUAGCCUCCCUCCAAAACACGCUCUCGCGCUGGUCCGACCCGACUUCAGACGCCAGCGUCAAGCACGCCGAGCGCCUCGUGCAGCUACACCGCGAUGAGGGCUUGGAGGGGUACCUCGACCCGGCGUACUGCUACGCGGCGCUCAUGUACAGCGCGGUGGGCAGCCUGCGUGGCGCGCAAAAGUACCUCCCGCUAGCGAUCGAGGCGAUCGAGCUCCGACUCGGUCCUGGGGCACCCGAUCUGCCAGCGUGGCGGGCCAUGUUGGACGAUCCGACCAGGCAUUGGAGCUGGAUGGUCAGGAAGAGGGGAGCGGCAAGCGGUCACGGUCACGGGCACGGGUCGCGGGUGAGAGGGGAGUUGUAA
Molecule: messenger RNA, 1386 nt
Organism: Fonsecaea nubica
Lineage: Eukaryota; Fungi; Ascomycota; Eurotiomycetes; Chaetothyriales; Herpotrichiellaceae
Exons: 1
Coding region: 1-1386 (461 amino acids)
Molecular function (GO): protein binding
Source: RefSeq, a predicted model, not a curated record